CUUGUUCUUCCGUUCUUGAUUAUAUUUGACAUAAGAAGGAUCGACGAUGGAAAUCGGGACAAUGGUGUAAGAGAUAAGAUGACAAGCAAAUGAAAUGAGCGAGGUCAAAUGACGAUUUUGGGGGAAGACAAUGAAAUAAGGCGAUGGUACGCGACCUAUGAUUUUUCUCUUGUCUCAGCUCCAUGUUGAUUGAGCAUUUGAGUGUAUUGAACCCCUUGAUUAGUAAUUGAAAUUUCAAGCAAAUGAAAUUAGCGAGGUCAGAAGUUCUGUUGCCACAUCACAAAAAAAAAACUGACGGACGGAGUUAAAUGAAGUCCAACGUAGACUGAUGAUCGGUGACUAAUGAUGAAACGAUUUGUAAAGAUAGUGAUGAAUAAAAACGAAAAGUAAUUCGAACGACAGACAAACGUGAAAAGCUUUUAUGUAAUUUGAGUGACUGAUUUAUCCGAAUCUCAUUGUGACUAUCCAUCCCAUGCAAGGUUGUCAACCCGCGGGUUGACUCACUUUGACACUAACCCAGUGAGAAAAAACGGUCGCACGCACCCGCCGGGUCAACCGCUACAAGGUACCUGGUUGGAGGUCAAAUUGUGUCAUUUUGCGAAAUGCGCCUAUUUAACGAUUUUUCUUUUCGCCUGACUCAAUCUUUGGAAUCCUUAGUUGAACAUUUGAAUAUUGAUGUUAUUAGUUAUUACUCAUAUGUUAGAUGAGAUUUGAUAUAAUUUAUUACGAUAAGUACAAUAUAAUAUAAUGACUUUUUCUAUAUUUCCAGUCUAAAACGAGCUAAAACGGGUGACCCGUCAACUCUUGACACACUAACUCGACCGGGUCCGAGUCAACCCACUGGUUAGACAACCUUAAUCCCAUGUGUGUACUCGAGUUCAUCAGGCUUUGAAUUUUUUUUUUUGGUAUUCAAACCGUGGGAAAUCUGCCAUUUGCAUUUCAUUUCCCCGUUACAAAAACAAACUCCGACACAAUCUGUAAACGAAGAUGAUGAUGAAUCUAGGAUUUAAAAAAGUAUCUCUUCUUAACAUAUACAAAGAUCAGUUCUCAAAUGUAAGAUUAUAAAAAUGGCGGAUCCCAAAUCUGCCACGCCCAGAAGAAGGCCAUGCAUAGUACCACACUCGCAGCUACUGCUACUGGUCGCAGCUCUUUACUCCGCAGUUCACACCCUCCUCUCCCAAAGUUUGAGACCCCAAAAGAAAAAGAUUAGAUAAAGCAAAAACAAACAAACAAACGUUCUUCCCUUCCUUUCAUUGCCCUCUUUAAUUCUCCCAACCGCCACCAAUCAGUCUCCCCCAAUUCCUCCAUCUUCUCCACUCCACUGUUCCCUUCUCCACAGUUUUUCAACCUGAACCAUCCAUCCAUCCAUCCAUCUCCAUUUCCCCCUUUCCCUUCCCUCCAAUUUGCUCCAGCAAUGGUUCCCCAUCUCCUUCUCUUCCUUCUCCUCAUCUCCACUUCUUCCCUCUCGGGAAUUGAAUCAGCAGCAGCUACUCUCAAGCUCACCAACCGCUGCAGCCAAACAAUCUGGCCGGAAAUCCUCCCCGGCGCCAGCUCCCCACUCCCGCCCGGGAAAUCCAGGACGAUCCCCAUCCCAAAGGGUUGGUCCGGCCGCAUUUGGGGUCGGACCCUCUGCGAGACAUCCGCCGCAGAUUGCGGCAGCGCCGGGAAGGUGGAGCUCAGUCUCGACGGCGCCAACGCGCCGGCCACUUCAGUGGAGCUCGCUCUCGACGGCGCCGGCGGUCUGGAGUAUUCUUACGGCGUGAGCUCGGUCGACGGGAGCGACAUCCCCGUGGCGGUGUUGCCGAAUAAAGUAGGUCCGGCCCGCGGGGGUUGCGGGCGCGCGGUUGACCCGAACCCCGAUGAUGUAAAUGCGACGGCGGCGCGUGAGGAGGGGGAUGUCGCGUGUAAUGACACCGGCAGCAUUACUACUACUACCCAUACCGACCAUGUCGUCGUAUUCUGCCCCAAGCCGUAUUCCAGCGGGGAAGUUGUGGGAAGGAGGAGAGGCAGGAGGGCACCAUUGUCACUGGUUAACAAGACGACAACGACAACGACAACAGCCUGGCCAAGCAGGCAUCCGAAUGGUGCUCUCUCUUCAGCUGCUGACAUCAACGUGGAUUUCACCGAAGCAGCCACCACAUCGAGCCCAGCUGAUCAUCAAGAGUCAAACGGGAGAGGUAAUGAGAUGAUGACGCCGAAGAUGGUAAUGGAGCCGGUGAAGGUGGUGGAGAUGAGAAUGAUGCUGAAUGACCAGAGGAGGAGGCUCAACAGCUUCCAGAUGUGUGCAUUGUGCACUUGCUGUGGCGGCGGAAGUGGUGGUUCCAAACAUUACUGCCUGCUCUCUCCAUGUUGCUAUGCAAUCAACUGCAACAUUCCAAACAAGCCCUUCGGUUUCUGCUCUUUCACUCCCAGGGCCUGCAAUUGCUUUGGAUGCCAUGUCUAGCUAGCUUAGCAAGCUUGCCCCUCUUUCAUUUUGUUUUAUCUUAUAUUUUAGGUCAUUAUUAUAGUGGUAUUAUAAUGUGGAGGGAUGGAUUAAGGAAGAAUAUCUGUUGUUUGAUUAGAUUAGAUUGAUUUGUUUAUAGAUUUUGAUUUGUUUAGAGUAUUAAUCAAAUAAUAAUUGCCUGUUUCUGCGCAAACUCUGCAGGGGACACCUAGAAAGGCAUAUGCAAGAAAGAAGAUUAGUAAUUAAGUGCAAUGUGGGACUAAUACUCCUUUAAUUAGCCUUUUUACGGGUAUGUGUGUGCAUCCUUUUGUUAAUUGAUAUGAUUACAGUAGUGCUGUGGUAAUCCAAGUGGGUUUGUUUUCUUUCUUUCUUUCCCCCCAUUGUUCUGUCUGUUUCAGAGCAAGAAUAAAGAACGUUCAUGGUUGUUGCUUGUGAGCAGAAGAGAUACAUGUCUAGUUUAAUCAUUUGCUUCUCGGUUUAUAAACCAGUCUGAAAGGGGUGGGUUGGCUUAAACUCAAUGUAAGGGUUACUACUUGGAGUUCCAAGGAUAAAAAGCAAAAUGGUCAACCGGUUAAUUGAUCUUUUGACGUUCGGGCUGACCCUUAUUAGACGCAUAGAAACACAGUUUCGACUUCUAUGUUGAUACCAUCAAUUAAAACGAGUCGAUUAGGACGACGAUGAGGCCAACUGUUAUAAGCGACAUGAAGGAUGUUACAUAUUUUCAUUUGGUUGACCAAAUCAGUGGAAUAGUCGACUGAAUGUGUUUGCUAGACUCCAAAUUACUAUUACUUGGAGUUAAUCCAAGAGACCAUAAUAGAGUUACCUUUGUACGAUAUUAUUAAAAGUAUGCUAUGACUACUUUGAGAAAGGUAAAAGUCAGACAUACGGUGUCAAAUGUUUGUUCUGAGGUCCUUUUUUGAAUUUAAGUUAUCAUAUGUAUAGCCAUAAAGUGUUACCGUCCAUUCAGUUAUUGUAAUACUCUAUAUAGUUUGAUUGACGUCCUAACACCUUUUGCCAGAAAAUUCUUCAACGUGUUUGAUGGGUUGGGUACUCUCUGUGCCAUGAAGGUGUCUCGGUUGACGGCUUGUCCUGAUACUCUACUUGGCAUGUUUUACUUUGGUUCCUGUUGACUUGAUGAAAUGUGACCGUGUUCGUGAUGGCUACCUAGCUGAGUGUCGAGUUACGGUAAUAAGUUAUAGAUAUCAAAGGAAAACAAGUCCAAGCUAGAGAUGUCAAGGAUAAGUUCAAUCCCUUCAAAUGAUAAACGAAAAUGAAAAGAGAACGAGCUCUCUUAUUUUCCAUUGACAUAUUUCUGAAAUGAAAAUAGAAAACAGGA
Messenger RNA from Linum trigynum, 3779 nucleotides. NCBI's taxonomy places the organism in Eukaryota, Viridiplantae, Streptophyta, Magnoliopsida, Malpighiales, Linaceae. The record is from the annotation of a GenBank genome assembly.